Molecule: messenger RNA, 1334 nt
Organism: [Torrubiella] hemipterigena
Lineage: Eukaryota; Fungi; Ascomycota; Sordariomycetes; Hypocreales; Clavicipitaceae
Source: the annotation of a GenBank genome assembly
ACCUCAACCACCACUCCCUGUAGCUUGGACAUCAUCAACCACGCAACGGUUCCAUCGACAGCAAUUGCGCAGGAAAUCGUCGACAAUAUGGCGCAGCCUCCCGUGCAGACCCUCUACAGGGAUCCCCAGUUAUUCUACUGGAUCCUAACCCCCAUCACGAUUGUCAUGGUCUUGACGGGUGUUCUUCGACACUAUGCCUCCGUCCUGAUGGCCAUGGCUCCCAAGAAGCUCGAGGCCAAGGCCAUGCGCGAGCAGCGAUCCCUGGCCCGCGGCGUGGCCCUGCGCAGCAACUACCACGUCCUGUCGCGCCAGUCGUUUGAGGCUAAGCGAGAUGUCCUUGUUGCUGGCUACGAGAACGGCGAUUACCUUAAGGACAAGAACAGAGGCGAUCAGCCCCCGCCUAACCCGCUGUCGGACCCGAGCCAGAUGGACGGCAUGAUGGGCAUGAUGAAGAACAACAUGGCUAUGAUUAUUCCCAACACGCUGAUUAUGAGCUGGAUUAACGCCUUUUUCAGCGGUUACGUUAUCAUGAAACUGCCCUUCCCCAUUACCAUCAAGUUCAAGAGCAUGUUGCAGGCUGGCGUCCAGACCAAGGACAUGGAUCCCCGAUGGAUGUCAAGUAUCAGUUGGUAUUUCCUGUGCAUCUUUGGUCUCCAGUUUGUCUACGUCUUCCUUCUUGGCAGCGAAAACGCUGCCAGCCAACUCGCUCAGCAGAUGCAGGCCCAGCAAAUGCCCAUCAACCCCAUGGGCGGCCCUGGCCAGGACCCUGAUAAGCAGUUCAAGGCUGAGGCUGAGAACUUGUCCGUCAUCGACCACUACUCUGUCCUGGAUGAGGUGGAGGACCGCUUGUUGGCGAGGCUCGGAUAGAUGAUGAACUGUGUAGAAGAUAUAAAUAUACAAUUGAUACAAAAAUUACAACGCUAUGCUUUUUAAAACCCAAAGUUUGUGACUCCCUUUUUAAUCUGCACCGUCCCACCACAGGCAUACACCUAGGCCUUCUCUGGCCAUGCUGCCCUUGAUUUUAUACGGUGUCUUGACGGUAGCGUCGUCUAAUUGUGUCGGUCCUGCUGGUGUCUGAUCGUGCCACUCUUCGUCGAUUACUUGGAAGCGGACCAUUUCGUGGUUAUCAUAGAAGAGGCGCUCUUCGUCAAAGUUCCAGAUCCAGAGCUGCUCGCUGUGGUUGUACUCUGCUCCUACUGGUAAUUCCUCGUACGGGAUGAAGAUGUCGUCGAAAAAGUCUGUUCUUACAUUGAUACCGGCUGGUGUUGAGCUGCGUAUACGGCCAAGCAUGACUUCGCCUUUGAAUGGACGAAAGACGACCAUGCGGAAUUCGA